Molecule: messenger RNA, 3825 nt
Organism: Catharus ustulatus (Swainson's thrush)
Lineage: Eukaryota; Metazoa; Chordata; Aves; Passeriformes; Turdidae
Gene: CFAP91
Product: cilia and flagella associated protein 91
Exons: 17
Coding region: 1393-3558 (721 amino acids)
Source: RefSeq, a predicted model, not a curated record
UGCGGGGUUAUGGCCAAGUUGAAUCCAAGAUGGAUCUCAAUCACAAGUUUUUCAAGAUUUUACACUUUUUAAAGUUUUGGUUCGUCUACAUAUUGGGGUCAAUUAUCCAACCACAGCUUCAGCUUAUGAAAUCUUAACCCCUUGAUUUGCCCCUUUCCCUCUGCUGUUUUAUGCUUUUUGGGUAAAGGUUGUCCUUGAUUUUCUAGCUAGGAAGGGAUUGUUUUGUCUAACUAUCCCGUGAAGAGAACUUAAUAAUACCUAAUAUCAAGUUUCACAGUUACAUACCAAGCAGCAGAGAGUUUGAAAAAUAUAAAAGCUAAAACCCAAGGCAUCAACAUAUGAACAAGCACCACCAUGCCAAACAGACUAUAGUACUGCGUGUCACACCCAAUCUUUCCUUAAAUACCUCCACUGAUGGUGACACCACCACCUCCCAAUGUCCAAUUCCUCCUAAUGUCCAAUCUAAACCUCCUCUGGCACAUCUUAAGACUGUUUCCUCGUCUUGACACUGGUUGCCUGGGAGAAGAGGCCAACCUACACCUGGCUACACCUUCCCUUCAGGGAAUUCAAGAGAAAGGCAAGAUCACCGAGCCUCCUUUUCCCCAAGCUAAACAACCCCAACUCCCUCAGCCACUCCUCGUAGGACCUGGGCUCCAGACCCUUCAUCAGCUCCCUUGCCCUUCUCUGGACUCACUUUCACCACUUUAUAGCUGCAGAAGUCCUAAGUGACAAGCAAAGCCAAGAAUAAGAAUAUCCAGACUUAAAUCCUGUCCCUAACUGUAACUGCUAAACCAGAUUUACUAAGCACUAAAACGAGGGUUCCGGGGAGCAAGCAUCACAAGAAACAACUCCAGCAACAGCUGCUGAAAAGUAAAAACACACGUUCUUCCUUUCCCGGCCUCACUCGUGCCCUGUCCUCUCCGAAGUCCAGCCACAUCCCCGCGCCGGCGCGGCUCUUCAGGAGGCGGCACAAGAUGGAGGCGGCAGGGCGAAACCUCAGGGCUCUGCCGAAAGCGGAUGCGGGGUGCAGGAGGGAGCAGGAGCACCAGCAGCAGAACGCCGGAAGCAGCCGGGAAAAACCCAGAGGGCCGCCGCUGCCCCAGGAAGUGUCCUGAUAGUUACGAUCAGCCGUCCACAGGGCCAGGCAGGGCAGAGUCCGGGCCGCAGCAACGGCAGGCCGCAGGGGCAGGACAUUGCCGGCCCCGCCCGCCCGUCGCCGUGGCCAUGGGAACGGCGGCCGUGGCCGAGCCACUCGGCGGGGUGGGCUCUCCGCCGGAUCUUCGGCCGCUCCUUCGGUACCGGGCCUCGCCGGGACGGCAGCGCCCUGCCCGCGGCCCCGCUCCACUGCAGCCCCGGUUGGCGGCACCGGUGAAGGCACCAAUAUUAUGAAGCAUGGCUACUGGACUGAUCCAUUUCCCAGCCUGCAGUUUGUGCUUCAAAGGCGAAGAUCCAGUGCCUGCAUAUAUUGGUCAAAGAUGGAGGACUCAGCAGCGCCUGGAGACUCUUCAGAAGCUUGCUGUAGGUCAGUCUUCUCUUCAGAUACCUCGGAUUGUGUAUGAAGAUCCUGAAGUUGAUGGAAGAAAUCGCUACAAAUAUUUUGCACGACCUCUUAAACUGCCUCCAGCAGGUGUUCCAGAAGCUGUUGCACAUACAAAGACAGAGACAGAGUCGCAUGUACAGUCAGUUGCAGGAGACAGCCAGGUCUUUGGACUCAUGUUCCGAACUCUGGGGACUCAGACAGAUUACAGGGAUGGUGAAGCACAGACAGAUCCCUAUUCCCCUGAAUAUAUAGUUCGCAGUGGCUCAGUCCCUGAAAUUCUGACACUUGCUACACUCUCUUGGGGUCGGGGGCUGCCAGCAGGACAAGCUGAGAUGGAAAUAAUUGACCGCAUCCGGGAAAAACAUGCUUGGGAAGCAGCACUGCCACCCAUGGACAGUCCAUCAAACGUUGCAAAGAGGUUGAAGAUGAUGGAGGCUAUGGAAAGGAAGGAGUGGGCCUAUAGAGAAGAGGAAAUAGAUAAGUUGCAGAAGGUUCAAGUGGAAGUCUUUAAGAAGCUGCUGCAGAGGCGAGAGGAGAAUCAGAAUGAGCUGGAUGCCACACGCUUGUACAACCACUGGCAAAAUCAUCAGAAGGCUAAAGAAGAGAAAAUAAGAAAGAUUCGGUGUGACUGUGCUUUAAUGCUCAGGAAACUGAUAGCUAAGAGCAAGAAUUGGAUGGGAAAGCUGGAGAGACGAGAUAUCAUCAAAGAGUAUAAUGACUUUUCAUCACAAACAUAUGCUCCUUUGUCUCGAAUUGGUUUUUUCCCAGACAACAAUUCUGACUACUAUGUGGUAAAAAACUUCUAUCUUAACACUGUUGCAGGAUUGUGUGAACUGGAAAAAUCUGUCCAGCAUUCUGUCUUCCAGCUCAAGAUAAAAGCUCCAAAACCUAAAUGCACUAUCACUAAGACUGGCUAUAUUAGAAGGUCAGGAAGACUAGAGGCAGUUCUGGCACAAGUUCACCAGGCACUACUGGAUAAGAAGAAUAAAGUCAAGGAGCCAAAGAAGCCUCCCCCUGUCCAUGAAAAAGUAGAAAGCCCUGUUCCUCAGCCAUCCACUUUAAUCCUGGAAAAACCAUCAAUUGAGGAAGAGGAAAUAGACCUGGCAGUGAUCUGUCUGCAGAAGUUGCUCCGAGGCAAGGCUCUUCAGAACAUGAUAUUUGAAGGGAAGGAGAAGCGCCUGGAUCUGAUCCAAGAGCUGCGCACCACUCAUGCACUCCAGGAGGAUGGACAGCUGCUCAUGAAGGCACAGAAGCAAAUGACACAGUCUUUACAGCAACAGCAUGACUCACAAAUGCACCAGCUGUCAGCACUGGAAAGAGACUUGGCCAUGGUAGAAGGAAGGACACUGGCGAACAUGCUUGAUUUUCUGGCCAAAGAGCUGGUGAGGCUGCAAGAAGAACAGAAGAUCCAUGCUUUGAUCAUGCUGGCUGAGAGGCAGAGGCGGAUGCGGGAAGCAGAGGAGAGUGGACAGCGGCAGCUGGAAGAGAGCCGGCGGCAGGAGGAAGAUGAGCUUUUCAGACAGGUGGUGAAUGUUCAGGACAGAACCAUUGACACCUACUUGGAAGACGUUAUCCUGAGUAGCAUGGAGAGGACUGCUAAAGAGCAAGCCAGGGAAGAGGUUCAGCAAAGGGCUGUAGAAAUCAAUAACAUUGGUUACAAAAUGGAAAGUCGUCAAACUCGCCUACAGUCAGAAGAGAUUGUAGCAGAGCUGGUUUAUAAUUUCCUGAUCCCAGAAGCUGAGAAAAGCUUUAUGAGAGAAAGAGUGAGGCAGUCCCAAAGAAAACACAUCUACGCUGCUCAUUGGAUCAUCCACAGGGGCACAGAGAGGGCUCUGGCUGAUCUGGCCGCGCAUCAGGAGGCAUCUGCCACCAAGAGAAAGGAGGAUUCUCCUGCUGGGACUGCCAGCACAGCUCUGAGUGGGACAGCUGCUGAACCAAGUGCAGCUGACAGCACUCAGCCUGCCACAGUUGCACGUGAACUUGGACAAGGCUUCCACAAGGAUCCCACAGCCUCCUAGGACAGAAGAUGAGUGAGGGCACCCUGGAUGGAAAACCCUCUCUCUUCUUCGGGCUGUCCCUCCUGCUGGCUGCCAGCAGUGUUGUCCUGAACCAUUCUGUAUACAUUUUGGUGUGGCAGCUUCCUUCACUCCCUCCCCAGUUUGCUUUGGUCUUCAUUAGCUAAUUUUUCUCUUCUGAUUAUUUAGAGAAGCUUGAGUGAGAAAGCAGAGUUAGCAUUCCUUGUUUGUUUUCCUGGCACAAUAAAAUAAAAACUAUAAAAAUCUGAA